Sinocyclocheilus rhinocerous is the source of this 1598-nucleotide messenger RNA. Its product is annotated as HMG domain-containing protein 3-like. The record is from RefSeq and is a predicted model, not a curated record. The transcript has 5 exons. Lineage: Eukaryota; Metazoa; Chordata; Actinopteri; Cypriniformes; Cyprinidae. Bases 78 to 1292 code for a protein of 404 amino acids.
AGGUCCAUACUUCAGUGAGCAGAGCAGUUGAGUUUUUACAACUUACGACAGGAGUAGAGUUUCCACCUCCAGAAACAAUGCUGCAUGCAUAUUUGCAGUUUGAAGCCCUCACAGAUCAUGAAUACAAGUAUUCAUGCCCCACCUGUGGCGAUUAUCCUCCGGUCGUGAUCAUGGGUGUACACAAACAUACUGCUUCUCCAUUAUCAGAAAAUGACAUUGAAAAACCUCCAGGGAAUUUUAAAGGGGAGGUCAAUCUGGAAGAGUUCUGGGAGUCACUGUCCAAAGAGAUGAUCAGUCGAGGAUUUGUUGCAAAUGGCGGACACAAUCCAUUUGCAGUACCACCAAGUUAUCACUUUUGGGCUCCUUGGAUCGGCAAAAACACACGGCAUUCAGACACUGUGCUAAACACGGAGUUUGAAAAAGUCCACUCUUCAAAGUCUGCAUCAGAGAUUUUAGAAAUGACACUUACAGAGGAAAGACUCCGAGAAGAACUUUUCAAACAGAAGGAUGACGUGAUUAGAAGUUUAUGCAAUGAAUGUGGUGUGGACUCCACUGGAUCUCGCAGUGAUCUCCUUCUUAGAUUGUCCGAUGAAAUGAAAUCCAGGCAAACAUAUGACAAAAUCUAUUCAAAAAUCUGGAGUGCCACUGGAGGCUGGGGAGUCAUUAUGUGCCCCUGUGGAAUUGUUUACAGUCUAAAAUGCAAUCUUCGAGCUGAGAGCCAUCAAGAUUUUGCUGAUUUGCUGUUAUCAUGGCAUCAUAUGCCUAAUGUCAUAAUUUAUGACUUUGCACAGGCUCUCUCAAAACACAUCAAUCUAAGGGCACCAGAAGAGCUACCCAUCUCUCCAUUUGAAGGACGCCUGGUGGAACCCACUCAAGAUAACACAGAACUGGCCAAGUGUGGACAGCUGAAAGUGUCCCUGCCCUGGCUGGAUGAAAAAACCAGAGGCACAGAAUCAGAUCCUCACGGACACCCAGUGACGGGCUCAUCUGAUCAUUACGUACUUUGUGACCGUUUUCAUGAAGGCAGCACAGAAGAUGGAGAUGUUCUGAGGAAGCUCACCCUCGUGCCUCAGCUGGCCGACAAAGUCAAUAGUGAGAUUGCAGAGCAACUCUUUGCUCAAAUGAAGAAAAACGACUACUUUUUGAACAUGUCUUUGCCAUCAACACAUCUGUUUCAAAUGAGGAACAUCAUUCACCACUAUAAUGAAAACAAGGCCAACAAACUGAGCACCAGAUCAACCAAGAGUUUUGGAUCCAACUUGCUGACUGAAGCUGUGUUGGGUACAUUUUAGAUUAAUGUUAUACAGUAAUAAGCAACAUCUGAAAUGUUGUGGAAAGACAUGGGUAAAAUUACAUACAUAUAUAUAUAUACAUAUCCUAAUAGCACAUAUGUGCAGUAUAAAAAUCUUUAAAAAAAUUUUUUUUUUUUUUUCUUCCUAUUCUGUCUUUAAGCUUGACUGCACAGCACAGACAACCCACUGGAGUUGGAAACCAUCAUUUCUAUUAUAUUUUUAUCAAAUGUUUGAAUUUACUUUCAUUCAAAGAUGGCAUUGUGCUUCCUGGACACUGGAUUAUUAAAUUUUUUUGCCAUUUGUAUA